Messenger RNA from Trematomus bernacchii (emerald rockcod), 2779 nucleotides. It is a transcript of the gene htr1fa, whose product is annotated as 5-hydroxytryptamine (serotonin) receptor 1Fa. Gene Ontology annotation, molecular function: G protein-coupled serotonin receptor activity. The record is from RefSeq and is a predicted model, not a curated record. Gene Ontology annotation, cellular component: plasma membrane. Bases 239 to 1444 code for a protein of 401 amino acids. NCBI's taxonomy places the organism in Eukaryota, Metazoa, Chordata, Actinopteri, Perciformes, Nototheniidae. Gene Ontology annotation, biological process: adenylate cyclase-activating adrenergic receptor signaling pathway. The transcript has 3 exons.
UCCGUCGUAACAGUAAACGGGUGUCGGCGUGAAUUUCGCUGAGCGGUGAAUGGACAUUAAUAGGGAAUGUUAUGUUCUUCUCCCAGUGCCUGCUUUCUUCUGUCAUUCAAUCUCUGCAACGAAACCCGGGUUUUAAUAAGAGACAGAGGUGAUGUGAUGGCAGCGCUUGCAGGCAGGACAGAUCUGUCUGCUGCACACUAAACCAACUGGAUGCAACACGUUAGAGUCCUUAGACAGAAUGGAUUUUCCCAAUUACACUGAAGGGGUGUUUGCCACAAGCAGCAGUGGUAAUGACUCCCUGGAGGCCACUAAACCCCCUCCUAGUAAGAUCCUGCUAACGCUUACCCUGUCUGUAGUGGCCGUCCUGACUACAUUCUUCAACUGCCUGGUGAUCACAGCUAUCGCAGUCACACGCAAGUUGCACCACCCGGCCAACUACCUCAUCUGCUCAUUAGCAGUGACCGACCUGCUGGUGGCUGUGCUGGUCAUGCCCUUCAGUAUUAUGUACAUCCAGAAAGAGACCUGGGGCAUGGGCCAGGUGGUGUGUACCAUCUGGUUAAGUGUGGAUAUCACUUGUUGCACAUGCUCCAUCCUGCACCUUGCUGCCAUCGCCAUCGACCGAUACAGGGCCAUUACAGAUGCAGUGGAGUAUUCACGCAAACGCACGGGGGCCAGGGCUGGGGCGAUGGUGGCAUUGGUGUGGUUCCUGUCCAUCCUCAUCUCACUUCCUCCUCUAAUCUGGCGGCACUACAGCGGGGAUGCCGAGCAGGUAGACCAGUGCAUCAUGAUGCACCAUCACAUGGCCUUCACCUUAUACUCUACCCUUGGAGCGUUCUACAUCCCUCUGAUGCUCAUACUCAUCCUCUACUACAAGAUAUACCGUGCCGCUCAGACCCUGUAUAUGCGCAGGGAGGCCAGCCGGGCCAGCCGCUAUUCAAGUGUGACCAAUGGGAGCAUGAUCCCCUCGUCCUACCCUGCUGGAGAUGGCAACGAGGAUAGGGGAGCCCAAAGUCCGGAGCCCAUAAGCCCUCCAGAAAAGUCUUUCUCUGAACCCUCAACUGAGGAGCCUCCACGUGAACGGGUGCGUAAAUCUAAGGCUUUCCAGGGCAAGUCGCGCCGGCAUGAGUCACGUAGUGAGUCCCGCAGUGAGUCACGUCGGAGCCAGUUUUACCAAGGUCCACGGAUCUCAGGCUCACGGGAGCGCAAAGCAGCAUCAACGUUGGGGUUGAUAAUAGGGGCAUUCGUCAUCUGUUGGCUGCCAUUUUUUGUCAAGGAGGUGAUUGUCAACACCUGCAGUGAGUGCAGUACUUCGAUGGAGAUGGCUGACUUCCUGACGUGGUUGGGCUACGUCAACUCGCUAAUCAAUCCCCUCAUCUACACUAUCUUUAAUGAAGACUUCAAAAAAGCUUUCCAGAGACUUAUUAGGUGCAGUCAUUACCUCUGAUGGUAACAAUUGCACAUGAUCACACCCAUACACCCCAACACAUGCCCAUGAAACAAACUAUGGAGAUCGGAGAGAACUGACCAAAUACUGACUGAAUUUACCUGAGAGACACUAAGGAUGACCUCCAUUUCCAGAACAUCUGCCAUGCGCUCCAACAGCCAGCAUGGCACCAGCUCAGCCAUGAGCUUGCAGCAAAGUUCCAUAUUGAAGUCCAAGUCCUGCUAUUAAUGGAAAUGCUUUCAUUGAUCUUAAUUGUUGUGAUGGAAAGGACAGUGACAUGUUGUUUUUUUGAAAAUGGGCCAUUGCUGACCUUUUUGAGGGCUGGGUUCUGAUCAUUAGUGAUCAGCCUCAUUAACAGGCCUUGAGAUAGCUGGCCAUUACUGCUUUUUCAUCUAAUGACCUCCCUUCUAUCUCGUCCAAGCUGCCGGCUAACAUGUGUAAAAUACCACAGCAUACCAAUUUGUGAUUUCAUGUGGCCAUGGCGUUUCAGAGGGUGACCUUUAUCCGAUUGACUGUCGCAAUGAUUAUUAACAUUGUUGUGAUAUGUACUCAGAAAACUCUCCCAACAAAUAAGUUAUACAUUUGUAGAUUUUUAAAGUUUAUGUCUGUUAUUGGCAAAUGAUACCCGCUUGAUUCACUAGGCCAUCUGAUAGCAAAGGGUUAUCAGCUGGCUUUCAUAGAUUUCAGAAUGCUGAACUAAACAAACCAUGUUUUAAAGGUUUAGGGUGAACAGCUAAGAAUGCCCUUAAUGUGAAUAAACUGUUUUAUGAUCCUGGACCAAAUGAUACUAAUAUAAGCACUUUCUGAAUUAUACAACAAAGAAUAUUUGGGGACCAAAAUAAAAAUGAGCUUUCUUCAACUUUCACAACAAAAUGUUUUUCGUAGAUGGUUUAAGGUAUUGGUGUAAAUGUUUUUUAAGACACUGCCACUUUAUUUGAUGUUUUGCACACUUUUUAAUUUCCUUUAUGCUAUUUUGUGGGGUAAUUAUUCAUUCAUUUUUCACAAGUAUCUCUUUUGGAGCUAUUAAACACCCCUUCUCAUCUCACUCCCACCAUAGGCAGCGUUAUAGGUCAAUGAAUGUGAGAACCACCGGUGCAGAAAUCCUCAUUACAUUAAUCCCACUCGAGUACUUGGAAAAUAACUACUAUUUCUUUACUGCCUGCAAGAGGGCACACGAUAAAUUGAUGGAAAUACUGUGGAUGAGUCAUGUGUGAGGGUGUACUGAAUGCCAGGAAGAUAAUAGAAAGUGUGUCAUACAUGUACAUACAUCUCAUACAGUAUGACCAGUAUUUGUAUACUGUUUCUUUCUUUGUCUCUCACUGUCUUAAUCAAUAA